AUGGAGCCGAUGGAGUGGCUGUACACUACACUGCAGCAUAUGUCAAACGCUUCGGAGGAUACCUACGCGGGUGAUCAGUGUGAUGAUGUCUGGGUGGACACUGUAUUUGUGCCAACACUGCAAGGACGCACGAGUGAACGUUUAGCGAAGGGUACACUGACAUGGCUUCUGCAAUUCGAUGGGCGGAGUGGACGAGUGACCGACCAGAGUGACACUCGCCCGCCCAAGCACACACACCGUCUCGUACACGAUGACCCUCUUAGUGCCUUGCCCCUAUCCCGGAUGAUCCCACCCUUCAUGUGGAAAAAUAGGAAGCGACGGCGGCUGCUAUGGAAAAGGAUACAAAUAAGCGACAGUCCAUCAUCCAACCUUGGUCCAAAGACAGGGGGUCUGGGAGGGUUCAUCCGAGUCAGGUUAUCCGGUCGUGUCAAGUCACAAAUCGCGGUUCCUUUCUCCGUCCAAUCGGAAUUCCCUUUUGGUGCCUUCCCAGUUAACGUACUCGUCUGGGCUAGAAACGCCUCACAGACCCAUUGCGUAGUAAUAGGUCUGGCAGAUGGAUUCGCGAAUCAAAUCAAACAUAUCGAUUUCGCUAUCGGCGUAUUAAGGGAUAGAAAGUUUAAGACGGUCGUAGCUAUAGUACGAAUUUAUAGCGCUAGCUACUAUACUACCUUUACUCGAUCUAACGGCCUUCAAAUCCGUACAUACAAAGUCGCUAGCAAUAGAGAUAAAUCUAGAUCUAGAAUUAGAACGUUUUUAUUCUAUUAUUAUUACAUCCCUAAGUAA
Molecule: messenger RNA, 783 nt
Organism: Neurospora tetrasperma FGSC 2508
Lineage: Eukaryota; Fungi; Ascomycota; Sordariomycetes; Sordariales; Sordariaceae
Exons: 12
Coding region: 1-783 (260 amino acids)
Source: RefSeq, a predicted model, not a curated record